AUGGAUUACCUCACACGAAAAUGCCAACGGGGUGUACCCUGGCACCUUUUAUAUGCCGAUGAUGUGGCCUUAAUAGCAGAGACUGAGACUGACCUUGAGCGCGAUUUGAAUAGCUGGAUAGAAGCGCUAGAAGGACACGGCCUAAAAAUAAGUCGUAAAAAGACCGAACACAUGUCCUUUCUGUUCGACGAAACGGCUAAUAACCCAGAAAAUUUCAAAUUCUAUAUAGGAAAUGAUUGCCUGCCAACUGUUACAAAGUUUAAGUAUCUUGGCUCCGUACUCAGCAACGACGGAAAGAUUGACAGCGAUGUAGUCCAUAGAACUCAGACAGGCUGGAUGAAAUGGCGAGAACUCACAGGCGUCCUAUGCGAUAGAAAAAUACCUCUGAAGGUGAAGGGUCAUGUAUACAAGACAACAGUAAGACCAGCGAUGCUGUACGGAUCCGAGUGCUGGGCUACAAAUAAACCCCACCUGAACAAGCUCCACACCACUGAGAUGCGCAUGUUACGCUGGUCAGCGGGUGUCACCAUGAUGGACAAGAUAAGAAACGUGUAUAUCCGGGGUAGUUUCAAAGUAGUGCCAAUAACAGAAAAGCUGACGGAAAAACGUCUGAGGUGGUACGGUCAUGGACAGAGGCGUCCAGUAGAGUACAUGGUUAAGGUAGCGCUCGAUAUUCCAACGACGAAGCGAGGAAGUGGUAGACCACCUGCCACCUGGCUGAGGACGGUUCAGCAAGACCUGAAAGAUCUUAAUAUAGACGCCGACAUUGCACUCAAUCGUGCAGAGUGGAGGAAAAGAACAGGGAAGGCCGACCCCAAGUAA
Molecule: messenger RNA, 822 nt
Organism: Cydia strobilella
Lineage: Eukaryota; Metazoa; Arthropoda; Insecta; Lepidoptera; Tortricidae
Exons: 1
Coding region: 1-822 (273 amino acids)
Source: RefSeq, a predicted model, not a curated record